AUGCCGUUCCAGUACUCGGAUGCUAAGGGACGCCGUUAUACGGAUGCGCUUGGUCGGUCUCUCUUCUCUAUUUCUUUGUCGCUUAAACAUGAUGAUCCAGCCACUUGUUUGCGAAACGUGAGACCGGAUAUAAGCUAUGUUCGCACGUUUACAAUAGACUGCGACAACUCCGGAAAUACUUGCAGGGGAUUGCUGGGUGUUUCUGUAGAGGCUAAGUCGCUAUAUAUUUCAUACAGAGAUAGUGCCUCGCAUAAGCAGGUGCAAGGCGAACUUGCUGCUGAAUUGUUAAAUGGUUUCGGAGCUCAACUUGGCGCUUGGGAGAAAUUCGAAGAUCCUGAAGUUGGCAUGCUUAGAAAUUGGUACUUACAACAUGACAUUGAUAAUACAAUACUUACUGUUACCCAUAUUGUCGCCUGUUUGCUCCCUCUUCAGGUUACAGGAUAUUCUCUGGGUGGAUCGCUUGCUUCUAUGACAGCUCUCUAUCUCGCUAGGAAGCAGAUGGUAGACACUAAACUGGUUGGUAACGUUUGGUAUUCAUCUCUCACAAAGCUCAGACUCGUCACAUUCGGUGAGCCUCGAACUGGAAACGUUGGAUUCGCUGAGGCAAUGGAAAAAUAUGUAAAAUUCCGGUAUCGUGUGGUAAAAGGCGAUGAUUUUGUAAGUGCAAUCCACAUGUCCAGUAUCCCUCGCUCGGUUGACCCAACAACUACCCUCACGGGUACGCUCUACCGUAGGCAACCUAUGUUCUACAGAUAUCUCGUUCAUUACGACAACAAAAUGGAGAAAGGAGAUACUUUCCGAAUAUGCGGUUUAUCCGACGAUUUUGGAUGUCGAAAUACGCAUAGAUCCUUCAGUAUUUCGGACCAUCUAUCGUACUUCCACAUCGAUCGAGAUAAAUUUCUACGAGAGGGUUGUCCAAGGGAAGAACUGAUCUGA
This is a messenger RNA of Strongylus vulgaris, 936 nucleotides long. The record is from the annotation of a GenBank genome assembly. NCBI's taxonomy places the organism in Eukaryota, Metazoa, Nematoda, Chromadorea, Rhabditida, Strongylidae.